Cavenderia fasciculata is the source of this 399-nucleotide messenger RNA. RefSeq lists its product as uncharacterized. The coding region runs from base 1 to 399 and encodes 132 amino acids. Lineage: Eukaryota; Evosea; Eumycetozoa; Acytosteliales; Cavenderiaceae. The transcript has 2 exons. The record is from RefSeq and is a predicted model, not a curated record.
AUGUCCAAUAAUAAUAAUAAUAACAUUAAUAGACCAAUUUUACAAGAACGUUCUAAACAUGCAGUCGAUUUAACCAACAACUACUUUCCCGAAGUUAUCAAUGAAGUAGAACAAAAUAUAAAGGAGCACGAUGUUGUUGUCGUCGGUAUGGCAUACAAUCCAUUUGUCAAGAACAUUAGAAAGGAAUUGACUGAUGCCGGUGUACCCUUUAAAUACCUUGAAUACGGUUCCUAUUUCUCUGCUUGGGACAAGAGAUUAGCAAUCAAGAUGUGGUCUGGGUAUCCAACCUUCCCACAAGUUUUUAAGAGCGGUGAAUUGUUGGGUGGAUAUGAUGUAGCAAGUGCAUCCAUCAAAGACGGAUCAUUCAAGAAUUCAACUCCAGAGAGUUCAUCAAAAUAA